Messenger RNA from Miscanthus lutarioriparius, 1548 nucleotides. NCBI's taxonomy places the organism in Eukaryota, Viridiplantae, Streptophyta, Magnoliopsida, Poales, Poaceae. The record is from the annotation of a GenBank genome assembly.
AUGGCGUCUCAUCACACGAAUGUGGUAUACCAAUUAUUCAUGGAUGCGACGACCACACCUCUAGCACAAUGGCAAUGGCUACUCUUGCUGCUCGUCCCUUGCGUGCUGCUGCUCCUACUCGCCUCCCGCCAUCCCCUCCCCCGCAGCAACGACAAGCAGAGACGGCAGCUCCCGCUGUCCCAUCCGGGACUGCCUAUCAUCGGCCACCUGCUCCUGGUCGGCGACCGUCCGCACGUCCCGUUCCGUGACCUCGCCGCCAAGCACUACGACCGUGGUGGCGGCGGCCUCAUGCUCCUCCGCCUCGGCAUGCUCCCGAUUCGAACCAAGGGCGCGGCCUUCACAAUAGUUGGCUUUUACCGCUGCGCUAUGAUAGGGAGUACGUCAAGGUCCUCCAACGUCGCCUUCGCCCCCUAUGGCGAGCACUGGGGGCAGGUCAGGAAGCUCGUCACCACGCACCUGCUCACCGUCAAGAAGGUGAACUCGUACCACCAUGCCCGCCAGGAAGAGGUGCGCCUAGUGCUGGACAAGCUCAGGGAGGCAGCGGCCAUGGACGCGGAGGUGGAUCUGAGUGAGAUGAUGAACGCGUUCGCCAACGACAUCAUCUGCCGUGCUGUAUGUGGCAAGUUCUCCAGGGAAGAAGGCCGGAACAAGCUCUUCCGCGAGCUGAAUCACACCACCACUGUUCUGCUGGCAGGAUUCAAUCUGGAAAGCUAUUUCCCAGGGCUUGCAAAGUCGCUAGGUGUCUUUGUGAGCAACAGGAAGGUGCACCAGGUACACAAAAGAUGGGACGACUUGCUUGAGGAGAUCAUAAGCGACCACGAGAGAAGGCGCCGGACCUCCAAGAACGGGCAUGACUUCACCGAUGUGAUGCUCUCUGUUCAACAAGAGUACAAUAUCACCAGAGAUCAUAUCAAGGCCAUCUUGAUGGACAUGUUCGAGGCGGGCACGGCCACAUCAUCUUCAGUUUUGGAAGCGGCCAUGGCCGAGCUCAUGCGCAGCCCUCAUCUCAUGACCAAGCUACAAGCCGAGGUGAGGAAGAAGACACCGAAGGGGCAAGAAAUGGUCAGGGAAGAGGACCUAGCAGACAUGCCCUAUCUGAGAGCCGUCGUGAUGGAGACGCUAAGGCUACACCCACCUGCUCCGCUCCUCGUGCCCCACCAAUCCAUGGCGGACUGCGACGUCGACGGCUACACGAUACCCUCCGGAACGAGGGUCAUCAUCAACGUGUGGGCUAUCUCUAGAGACCCAAGGUCAUGGGAGAACCCGGAGGAGUUCGUGCCGGAGAGAUUCGUGGAUGGUGGCGCCGCCACGGACCUGGACUUCAAGGGAAAUGACUUCCAGUUUACGCCGUUCGGGGCGGGCCGGAGGAUGUGCCCUGGUAUCAACUUUGGGUUGGCUACGAUCAACAUCAUGCUGGCAAACCUCGUGUAUUGUUUUGACUGGAAGCUGCCGGCCGGCGUGGAGGAGGACAUUGAUAUGACCGAGGUGUUUGGAUUGACGGUCCACCGGAAGGAGACGCUCAUCCUUGUCCCCAAACCACAUGCAUGA